AUGAAUGUAUUGAAAUUACAAAAGAAAUACACAAAUUUAGAGCAAAGUGAGUUAUUCGAAAUCAUUGAAGAUUUCAGAAAGAUUGAUUUGAACGAUGAAGGAUCAAUUGAGAAAAAAGAAGUAAUUAAUGCUGUUUCUAAAUCAGGUAAAUAUACUUACGAUGAAACAAGGGAGACCUUAAAAGAAGUUGAUGUUGAUGCGUCAGGAAAAGUUGAAUUAGAUGAUUACGUGCAAUUGAUGAGUAAAUUGAAAGAAGGUAAAUCCGUUAAUUUGGGUGUUCCUACAUCAUCAACUGGAGGAGGAAUUGGUGAUAUCCCAAAAUCUCCUAAAUCACCUAGAAAUGCCCCUGUUCCAACCGCCAACACCGCUCAUAAAACUUAUAUCUCAGGUAAGACUUCUGGUACAACUCAUACAAUCAAUGACGAAGAAAGAUCAGAAUUUACAAGACAUAUUAAUUCUGUUUUAGCAGGAGACCCUGAUAUUGGAAACAGAUUACCUUUCGAUACCGAAACUUUCCAAAUUUUUGAUGAAUGUAGGGACGGUUUAGUUUUAUCUAAAUUGAUCAAUGAUUCUGUCCCUGAUACAAUUGAUACUAGAGUUUUAAACUUGACCAGCCAAAAGAAGAAGACCCUUAAUAAUUUCCAAAUGAAUGAAAAUGCCAAUAUUGUUAUUAAUUCAGCCAAAGCUAUUGGUUGUGUUGUUGUCAAUGUUCACACUGAAGAUAUCAUUGAUGGUAAAGAACAUUUAAUCUUGGGAUUAAUCUGGCAAAUUAUUAGAAGAGGAUUAUUAUCUAAAGUUGAUAUUAAGUACCACCCUGAAUUAUACAGAUUAUUAGAAGACGACGAAACCUUAGAACAAUUCUUAAGAUUACCACCUGAACAAAUCUUAUUACGUUGGUUCAACUACCACUUGAAAAAUGCCAAACUGCAAAGAAGAGUUAACAAUUUCUCCGGUGAUAUCGUUGAUGGUGAAUGUUACACGAUAUUAUUGAAUCAAUUACAACCAGAAGUUUGUGAUUUGAAACCUUUGAAUAUUCAAGAUUCUUAUCAAAGAGCCGAAAAAAUUUUAGACUAUGCUGAUGCCAUUGGAUGUAGAAAGUAUUUAACUCCCACUUCAUUAGUUGCUGGUAAUCCAAAAUUAAAUUUAGCUUUCGUUGCUAACUUAUUUAAUACUUAUCCUGGAUUAGAUCCAAUUGAAGAAGACGAAAAGUUUGAAAUUGAAGAAUUCGAUGCCGAAGGUGAAAGAGAAGCCAGAGUCUUUACUUUAUGGUUAAACUCAUUAAAUGUCGACCCUCCAAUUAUUUCAUUAUUCGAAGACUUAAAAGACGGUUUGGUAUUAUUACAAGCUUUUGAUAAAGUCAUUCCAGGAUCUGUUUCCUUCAAACAUGUCAAUAAGAAAAUCAAUGAUAAGCCAAUCAUGAGAUUUAAAGCCUUGGAAAACACCAAUUAUGCUGUUGAAAUUGGUAAAGCUUCUAAAUUCUCCUUGGUUGGUAUCGAGGGUGGUGAUAUUGUUGAUGGUAAUAAAUUGUUAACCUUAGGAUUAGUUUGGCAAUUGAUGAGAAGGAACAUUGUCAACACUUUAUCAAACUUGAACAAUGGUUCUAAUUUAUCCGAUAACGAUAUUUUGAAAUGGGCUAACGCUCAGGCUGCUAAAGGUGGUAAAGCUUCCAACAUCAGAUCAUUUGGGGACCACAGUUUAUCAUCCGGGGUUUUCUUGUUGGAUGUUUUACAUGGAAUUAAACCUGGUUAUGUCGAUUAUGAUUUGGUUUACCAAGGCACCAACUUGUCAGAUGAUGAAAAAUACGCCAAUGCUAAAUUGGCCAUUUCCAUUGCUAGAAAAUUAGGCGCUUUGAUUUGGUUAGUUCCAGAAGAUAUCAAUGAAGUCAGAAGUAGAUUGAUCUUAUCAUUUGUUGGAUCUUUGAUGGCAGUUGAAAAUUAA
Yamadazyma jaroonii is the source of this 1938-nucleotide messenger RNA. The record is from the annotation of a GenBank genome assembly. Lineage: Eukaryota; Fungi; Ascomycota; Pichiomycetes; Serinales; Debaryomycetaceae.